AUGAAUAAUCUCAAAAAAAUAGCAAUAUUUUUAUUAAUGUGUAUUGCUACUGUUUUAGCUCAACAAACCGUUGGUACUACAACGACAACGUCGAUUGCGCAAUCUCAUCCGCCAUCAGCUCCUGUACAACCCCCAUCUUAUUCAAAUCCGAACCCAGGCAACAGUCCUACAGUUCAAGUAAAACCACAUUCAUCAACAUUUAUUCCGUCAUCACCUCUUCCAAUAACGACAAUGUCGGCUAAGGAAACUCAGCCAACUUUAGCAUUUACUCCGCCACCACCAGCUCUCCCACCUUAUUCAAAUUCGAACCCAGGCAACAGUCCUACAGUUCCAAUAAAACCAUAUUCAUCUCCUUCAACUGUAAAUGGAGCAGCUAAAUCGGCUAUAAAUACGGGUGUACUGCCUGCUUUGCCGACUUCUAAUAAAAACUCGGGAAAUAGCGUUAAUAACAGUAAUCAGUCAAAUUCACCACAAGCUAAUCAACCUACAUCAGCUAAUAAUAAUAAUCAACAAAAUUCACCACAAACUAAU
This is a messenger RNA of Ambispora leptoticha, 531 nucleotides long. The record is from the annotation of a GenBank genome assembly. NCBI's taxonomy places the organism in Eukaryota, Fungi, Glomeromycota, Glomeromycetes, Archaeosporales, Ambisporaceae.